AUGGCGACUAUACAGCCGUCGUUAACCUCUCCCAGUUCAACGCGAUGGCAAGCGCAGAUCGACGCAGUGAGCGUUAUCCAUAGCGCUAAGAUGCGAGCGCACCCCCAGUCCGCCGUCGGUCUAAUGAGCAUGGGUGGAAACGGACCUGAGGUCCUCUCGACGUUUACAUCGGACUUUGGUAAGAUCCUGUCGGGGCUGCACCGAACGAAGAUCCAUGGCACCUCGCAUCUUGCCUCGAGCAUACAGGUCGCCGGUUAUUUGGGUCAGUUGGCUUUGAAGCAUCGCUCGGAGAAGUCCCAGAGACAACGAAUCAUCGUGUUUACAUGCGCUCCCAUUGCCGAAGACGAAAAGACGCUUGUCAAGCUGGCCAAGAAGAUGAAGAAAAACAACGUAUCAAUCGAUGUUGUCGCCUUUGGCGAUCUGGAUUCUGACACGACCAAGAAGUUGGAGGCGUUU
Messenger RNA from Rasamsonia emersonii CBS 393.64, 456 nucleotides. RefSeq lists its product as uncharacterized. The record is from RefSeq and is a predicted model, not a curated record. The annotation marks the transcript as partial. Gene Ontology annotation, molecular function: polyubiquitin modification-dependent protein binding. The transcript has 3 exons. Gene Ontology annotation, cellular component: cytosol; proteasome regulatory particle, base subcomplex; nucleus. Gene Ontology annotation, biological process: proteasome-mediated ubiquitin-dependent protein catabolic process. Lineage: Eukaryota; Fungi; Ascomycota; Eurotiomycetes; Eurotiales; Trichocomaceae.